UUAUAACUUUUAAAUUAAAUAUAUGGCACACACUACUGAUCAUAUUUAUCAUGCAAACUUUUAUAUAAUUUUCAUAAUAAUAAGCAGCAGUUUGGUUAUUGAAAUACCUGCAGUGUCAUCAAUUAGACCAUUAUUGGCAAACAGUUCUUAUGAAGAGUAUAAUAAUAAUACUCUAUGUACAAAUGCGGGUUGCAUCGCCACGGCGUCUUCUGAUUAUGGUAAAAUGGUUCAAGAACUCCCUUUCGGGGUUCUCCAGCCUUCAUCUGUUUCCGAGAUUGCCCACCUUGUAAAAUACUCGUACAACUCAUCUUCGCCUUUCACUAUUGGCACUCGUGGAAAUGGGCAUUCGAUCAGGGGACAGGCUAUGGCCAAAGAUGGAGUGGUGGUCGAUAUGGCAGCUUUGAGACGUGCCAAUAAUGGGAUUAAGGUUUUGGGGAAUUCUUCUUCGGGAUUGUUUUAUACAGAUGUUGGAGGGGAGCAGCUGUGGAUCGAUGUGCUGCGAGCCACGCUUGAGCAUGGACUUGCACCGGUAUCGUGGACGGAUUACUUGUACCUAACAGUUGGGGGGACACUCUCUAAUGCAGGAAUCAGUGGACAAUCAGCUUUCCAUGGUCCUCAAAUCAGCAAUGUUCUUGAAAUGGAUGUCAUUACUGGAAAAGGGGAGUUGAUGACUUGCUCCAAGAGCAUGAACCCGGAUCUCUUUUAUGGUGUGCUUGGAGGUCUUGGCCAGUUUGGGAUCAUAACCAGGGCAAGAAUUGUUUUGAACAAGGCGCCUACUCGAGUGAAAUGGUAUCAAAUAAUUUACGACGAUUUUUCCAAAUUCACAAAGGAUCAAGAACGUUUGAUCUCAACCCAAGGGAUUGAUUACGUGGAAGGCUUUUUGAUCACGGCGAGUACUCCUGCAAGCAGCUUUUUCUCACCGUCUGUGAAUUCCUUGAUAACUUCUUUAGCAUCCAAAAAUGGGGUGUUAUACAGCUUAGAAGUAGUCAAAUAUAUAUAUGAUGAUCAAAUCAUAAACACCGUUGAGGAGGUACUUCAAGUGAUAUUAAAGGGAUUGAGCUUUAGUUCUGGAUUGAUAUUCAAUAAAGACGCACCCAUUAUCGAUUUUCUGGAUCGUGUCAGAGGCGAAGAACUACUCCUUACAUCAUUAGGGUUGUGGGAUGUCCCUCACCCAUGGCUAAGUCUCUUCGUGCCAAGAUCUCGGAUUGUGGAUUUUAAUAAAGGUGUCCUUGUCGAUAUUAUUCAGAAACAAAGCUUGAGUACAGGACCAUUUAUCGUCUAUCCAUUCAAUCGAAACAAGUGGGAUGAUGAGAUGUCAGUAGUGAUACCGGAAGAUGAAGAUGACAUGUUUUACGUGGUAGACUUGUUAAACGCGGCGGGUGGCACCAUUGCUCCGGCAACGAUUGACAAGCAAAAUGCGGAGAUAUUAGAGUAUUGUUCAAAGAACGGGAUCAAGAUCAAACAAUACUUACCACAUUAUACCAAGAAAGAAGAAUGGAUGAAACAUUUUGGCAAGAAAUGGAGUCUCUUUAAGCAGCGGAAAAAUCAGUUCGAUCCAAAGAUGAUAUUGUCUCCUGGACAAAGAAUUUUCACUAAUUCCGACUAAAGUACUUAAAUUUUUUUUUUUUUUAAAUACAUAUACCUAGCUAGAUAUAUGUUAUCUCAUGUAAAAUAGUAAUAAAUCGCCUAAGUUGGAUAUAUGUACAGUAUAUAUACAAAAGCAUGUUACUUUUGAUAUAUUACCUAGCUAGCUUGUUGUUCAUCACCGUCACACCACCAGAUUGCGCGAGCACAUGUCUAGUUCAUUUUUAUAUCUUUACUCCUAUAUUACUUAUAUAAGCAUUUGUUCCUUUUGGGUGCUCAGACCUCAUCAAGGUUACAAUGGGCUUGUAUUCAUUUUACUUGGGCUUGGCAGCCGGGCUAACUUUAUAAAUAAGUUUAAGUUGA
This is a messenger RNA of Erigeron canadensis, 1947 nucleotides long. Its product is annotated as cytokinin dehydrogenase 2-like. Bases 23 to 1606 code for a protein of 527 amino acids. Gene Ontology annotation, molecular function: cytokinin dehydrogenase activity; FAD binding. Lineage: Eukaryota; Viridiplantae; Streptophyta; Magnoliopsida; Asterales; Asteraceae. The record is from RefSeq and is a predicted model, not a curated record. Gene Ontology annotation, biological process: cytokinin metabolic process. The transcript has 5 exons.